Aricia agestis (brown argus) is the source of this 966-nucleotide messenger RNA. RefSeq lists its product as uncharacterized. The transcript has 2 exons. The record is from RefSeq and is a predicted model, not a curated record. The coding region runs from base 1 to 966 and encodes 321 amino acids. Lineage: Eukaryota; Metazoa; Arthropoda; Insecta; Lepidoptera; Lycaenidae.
AUGAACGAGCAGCAGCAUAACCUGAUGGGCGCCGCACCGCAAGCCUCAACAAGCGGAUUUUCGCCAGCUAUGAAGAAAGAAGAUACAGAAUUGGCAACAAUUUCCAUUGGUAGCAGAAUCCCAGAAUUUUGGAAGGAUAACCCUCGCCUGUGGUUUUAUCAAGUCGAGGCAAUUCUAGCUCCACAGAAGACAUCGGAUGCGAAUAAAUAUUUUAUGUGCGUCGCGAAGCUGAACAGGGACGCCAUUCAGCAAGUUGCAGACAUCUUGGCAAAUCCGCCGCAGCAGAAUAAAUAUGAAGCGCUGAAAAAUCGACUACUGCAAAUUUAUGAAGAAUCGGAGGCGCGGCAAGUAAGAAAAUUAAUUUCCGAAAUCGAGCUUGGUGACCAGAAACCGAGUCAGCUGCUUAGAAGAAUGAAGGAAUUAGCUAGAGGAAAAAUCGAAGACGAGACCCUGAAGAUUUUGUGGCAAGGUCACUUACCUUCUACGGUCCAAGCGGUCCUAGCAGUGACGUCCACUAGUAAUCUAGAAGAAUUAGCAGGAAUAGCAGAUAAAAUCAUGGACACUCACCAGCCCUGUAAUAUCGGCGAAGUAGCAAGUGGUCAGCAGCAGCCAUCGUCAACCAGCUUCGAGGUAGCAGCCAUAAUAGCAGAGAUCGCGAAAAUGAACCUGAAAAUUAACCAGUUAGAAGCACAAAGAGAUGGAGUCCGGAGCAGAAGCAGGAGCAGGAGCAGGCCGACUGGGAACUAUGCAAGGGAGCGGACACGAUCGAGACCACGUCGAGCGCCAGGGAGUCCAGGUUGGCUGUGCACGUACCACUGGAAGUAUCGAGGACGAGCCCCCAUGCAGCUGGGAGAACAAGAGAGAAGCCCACGUCCCGAGGACGGAAAACUAGCAGAGCUGCAGCCGGUGGCGGGAGGCAGCGCAGUUUCCGAUCACCGCCUAAUUAUAUUAAUGGACGCUGCUUAG